Messenger RNA from Aspergillus aculeatus ATCC 16872, 519 nucleotides. RefSeq lists its product as uncharacterized. The record is from RefSeq and is a predicted model, not a curated record. Bases 1 to 519 code for a protein of 172 amino acids. NCBI's taxonomy places the organism in Eukaryota, Fungi, Ascomycota, Eurotiomycetes, Eurotiales, Aspergillaceae. The transcript is spliced from 3 exons.
AUGCUUCCUGACCGAUACCUCCUCGCCAUCCUGGCCGCAGCAGUGGCAGCCACGACCUCGAUGGCGAAUGCUUCUUCAAGCGGUCCGCGAUCCUCCUCCACCUAUGACCCGGACAAGCCGGAGCAUUUCUACGGCCACCUCCUGGUGGAAUAUAUCUGCAACCGCGCUGCAUUGAGUGACGACUCGGCUUACUACACGAAGGACGUCCAUUACCAUCCACGCUCCGCCUACCAGGUAGUCAAGGGCGACUGGUGGGACACCAAAUAUGGAAACUGGACGAAUAACCACUUCUUGUACGGGAAGAAGCCCUACAGUGAUACAGAAAGGUAUCGGAAAGUGGAACACAACCUCUGCGUGAGCGGGAAUCGGUUCCGCGACCAGGACAAAGGGGGUGCGCUUGAGUCCUGGUUUAUGAUCCUGCCGAUGCCCCUGUUAGCCAAAGAGGAGGAGUGGUUUCUGGUUGAUCGCACAGCGUGCAUCCGGGGGAUCUACAUCCCCAUCGCACACCAGGCCUCGUAG